Carya illinoinensis is the source of this 3105-nucleotide messenger RNA. RefSeq names its product protein FAR1-RELATED SEQUENCE 5-like. Lineage: Eukaryota; Viridiplantae; Streptophyta; Magnoliopsida; Fagales; Juglandaceae. The record is from RefSeq and is a predicted model, not a curated record. Gene Ontology annotation, molecular function: zinc ion binding. The coding region runs from base 402 to 2852 and encodes 816 amino acids. Gene Ontology annotation, biological process: regulation of DNA-templated transcription. The transcript is spliced from 8 exons.
UCAUUUUCACCAAAAAAAAAAAAAAAAGUGGUGGAAAUGCGAGGGAAGCCCGGUGUCCCCCACAAACCAAACCCAGCAAAGAGAAUGGGAUUAACCCUGGCAGCCUGAACCCACCAUGAAGAUUCCGUCCGCUUCCGAGCUGCCUGAACCCACCAGCUGUGAGACCUCUUUCCGACGCCUGAACCCUAGCAGCCACGUGAGAAGUCCUCGUCCCCGACCAUUUCAAACCAAAUCGAGCGGUGGAGAGUAAAUUUUGAAACCCUAGCCAGCAACCUCUCAUUCCGUCCAAGGAGCCAUUCCUCCUUCCCACCGAUUGGAGAUGAAGAUAAUAUGUGCAGCUGAAAGAUUUGGGUUUCUCGCAGUGUCUGUAAUUUUUUGAAAACUCCAAGGCUGGGCUUGCUAUGGAUUCAGACAUAGAGCUCUCUGAUAACAAGCAUGAUGAGGUAAGCGUUGAUGAUGGGCAAGACAACAACAAUGAAACUAUUGAAGAACCUAAGAUUGGAAUGUUAUUUUCAACUGAAGAAGAAGUUCGGUCUUACUAUAUGAAGUAUGCUAAGCAUAAGGGGUUUGGGGUGCGUAGAAGGAAUUCUAAACAGGGAGACGAUGGGAAGGUUAGAUGGUUUACCUUGGUAUGUGCGCGACAAGGCACACCAAAGAGUCAGGCUACCAAUUUUCUCAGGCCAAGACAAACAGAGAGGAUAGGGUGUAAGGCUAGGAUUAAUGCAAUUUUAAAUGAUGAAGGUGGAUAUACCUUGUCUAGUGUAAUAUUGGAACACACACAUGUUUGUAGUCCAGAAAAGGCAAGACAUUUCAGAUGUUUUAAGAAGGUAGAUGCUCGUGUAACUAAGGGGCUUGAAAUAAAUAAUGCAACAGGAAUAUGUAUGGGAAAGAACUUCAAGUCUUCAGCUGUUGAAUCAGGGGGGUACGAGAAUGUGCCAUUAGGAGAAAAGGAGUGUCGAAACUAUAUUGAUAAUGCACAACUUCGUCUUGGGGUUGGAGGUGCUGAAGCUCUUCGUAAUUACUUCAGAGAAAUGCAUAAAAAAAAUUCAGACUUUUACUAUGAGAUGGACGUGGAUGAUGAUAUGAGGUUAAGGAAUGUAUUUUGGGCUGAUGCCCGAAGUAGAGCUGUGUAUCAAUCAUUCGGAGAUGUAAUUACAUUUGACACAACAUACUUGACAAAUGCGUAUAAGAUGCCUUUUGUAUCGUUUGUGGGUGUGAAUCAUCAUGGUCAGUUAAUCCUAUUAGGGUGUGGAUUGAUAUCUAGUGAGGACACACAAACUUUUGAGUGGUUUUUUGAGUCAUGGUUGAAGUGUAUGAACAACCAAGCACCAAAUGCAAUUAUAGCAGACCAAAACAAGGCAAUACAACUUGCAAUUGUGAGGGUGUUUCCAAAUUCUAGGUAUCGCUUCUGCUUGUCGCACAUCAUGAAAAAAUUUGUUGAGAAGUUUGGAUCACAUUCUCAAUAUGAGGAGAUCAAGAGUACUCUACAAAAGUGCGUGUAUGACUCUUUAACUGAGCAGGAGUUUGAAGAACGUUGGUUCAAUUUGCUUGAUGCCUAUCAUCUUCAAGAAAAUGAAUGGUUGGGAUCGUUACAUAGUGAUAAACGUUUUUGGGUGCCGGCGUAUGUUAAAGACACAUUUUGGGCUGGAAUGUCAAUUACACAACGGAGUGAAAGCAUGAAUGCAUUCUUCGAUAACUAUGUUAACUCCAAGACCACAUUGAAACAAUUUUUAGAUCAGUACAAUUCAGCCCUUAGAAGGAAGGUAGAGAAUGAAGCUGUUGCUGACUUUAAUUCAUUUAACACUGAGAUUCCGUGCAUCAGUCACUAUCCUCUUGAGAAGCAAUUUCAAAAAGCAUACACAAUUUCCAAAUUCAAAGAAGUACAAGAUGAAUUUAGAGGAUUUUUAUAUAUAUCUACCUCACUGCUGGGAUGCGAGGGUGCAAAAUAUACUUACGCAGUUGCCGAUGAGAUUAAAGUGAGUGAUGAAUUCAUAAAACAUGCAAACUUCAUUGUCGCGUUAGAUGAAGAUCCACUUGAAGUUAAAUGCAGUUGCAAGUUAUUUGAGUUUAAGGGCAUAUUAUGUAGACACGCUCUUCGUGUCUUGGUUCUAUUAGGUAAGAAUGAACUACCAUCAAAAUACAUCUUUGAUCGAUGGAGGAAGGAUAUAAAGAGAAAAUACACUUUUAUCAAAAGUAGUUAUGAGGCAAAUUGCAACUCUGAGAGACAAAGGUAUGAUAGGAUCCUAAAUUGCUUUUAUGAACUGGCCUCAAAUGCAUCAAAGACUGAGAAAAGUUGUGUGAAAUUGAUCGAUCAGAUAGAGCAGUUGAAGAUAGAGUACCUUGAAGACAAUUCAAGGUGUGGUGGAAAAACAGAUAAGCCAACUACAUCCAUGGAUGGCACGACAACAAGUACAAGUAAAGCUUUUAGUCCCUUGGUAGUUCAAAGUAAAAAAAAGCCACCAUCUAAGAGAAAAAUGCACCCCGUUGAGACAGAUCUUAGGAAAUCAACUACGAGGAGAUUGCGUUCCUGUGAAGUUGAGCAGAGUAGUCAAUUAUCAAGAGAAGAUAGAGCAAAUGAAUACCAUGAGAGCAGCCCACAACAUGAGGCUCCUCAAACCCAAGAACGACAAAGUCAAGUUUGGACUCAUGUGCCAGAUUAUUUUUGUACUUCUUCGACUGCUCCUCCAUUACAAGAUCAACAAAAUCAAGUUUGGACGCAUAUGCCAAAUUAUUUUUGUACUCCUUCGACUGCUGCUCCAUUGCAGAUGCAACCUUCUCGAUUGCAUCUCUCAGACCCGGACGGAGGCGGCCAUGAUAAUCAGCUUAGAGACCUUAAUGAUGGAGGUCAUUGAUAAAGCCACCUGAUUUUCAGAUGUGGUGCCCAGAAAUUCAUGGUGCCCUGGAAGAAGAAAUGAGAGAAAUUCAUGCUUUAUCAAUUAAGAAAGCUUUGACCCCAAAGCAGUGGAACCAAAAGCGUCAUUCCGAAAAAUCUCAUCCUACUUCUUAGAACAUGGGUUGAGAAUUUUAUGAUAAGUGAACAUGGGUUGAAAAUAAUGUGACAAAAGUGUGUGCUAUUGCUUAUAAGCAUGGAAUGACUUUGGAAUA